Molecule: messenger RNA, 2403 nt
Organism: Malassezia pachydermatis
Lineage: Eukaryota; Fungi; Basidiomycota; Malasseziomycetes; Malasseziales; Malasseziaceae
Exons: 1
Coding region: 1-2403 (800 amino acids)
Source: RefSeq, a predicted model, not a curated record
AUGGCAUCGACGUCUGGCUCUGUGCCCGCCUCAGCCGCGGCUGCUGCUGCGCUGGUACAUGCCUUGGAUACAGAGUCUUCGUUUGCCGAUAUCGCAUGGUACGCUGAUGUGCAAUUGGCGAUGCAGCAAGCGGCGCUAGCCAACGACAGCGGCGUCCUGCAAGCGCUGGAAAAGCGCAUGACGACGCUGCUCACCACGUCAGUCGCACACAAUGAGACGCAUGCUGCCUGGUCUCAUGCAGCAACACUGAUGCAGAUGUACAUGGAUCAAUGUGGCUGGAGCAUUGUGGAAGCACAUGGCAGUGUGUGGGUCGCACGCGUGCAUGCGCAUUUGGAGCAUACCGCCACAGCGCCUGCUUCGUCGGCUGUCCUCGCGUCGCUCGCACCGCUUGUGCGUGUGGUAACCCACGGAAUGAUGGGCAUAGAGAGUAUGGCGCAUCCUGAGUACCACCGCACCGUGGUCAGCCCCUUUAUUAGCAAGAUGGGGCAUGCGAUGCUCAGUGUCGUCGAGGCUGCAUGGGCAGCAUGGGGUGUGCAUAUGCCUGAGACGGCUGCGAGCGCUCUUGCCGAACUUCUCUCGUGCGUGCGAGAGCAGCUGGCAUGCACACCUACGACGUACCGCCCUCACGUGGGGAAAAUACAUACACUGUGUAUGCAUAUGCUAUUUGGCUCGUAUGCGGCGAGCGAGGCGGCGCCGCGUGACGUCCCGGCGGCUCUUCGAGCCAGUGCGACGCGUCUCCUGGCGCAGCUUCCGAUCACAGGUAGUGCAAGCAGCUCGAUGGAGCCAACGGCGAGCAGCGGCAAAGUCUCGCAGGCGCAACUGUGGGCCGCCACGAUGACGGAGCUGCUGGAGGCGCUGACCCUCUCGAUUAUGGGCUGUGCACCGUCUCUAGAUUGGCGUGCCAUGGGCAUCGAAGCUGUCCAGGGACGUACGCCGCCCUUGGCGUGGGAGGUGGCAUCGAACGAUUACACGGUCGGCAUUCCGCUCAGCUGGGCGCGUAGUCGGCUGCUGCUGGCCCCUGGCUGCAUUGUGCAGAUGUACAUGACGCAGCCGACGAAGCGCUCUGUGCCUGUGCCGCUAGCGCGGUGUGUGCAUUUAGCACGUGUGCUGUGCUCUGUGCGUACAUCAGCGACGACUGUGCCUAGGGAGCAGCAGCGCUUAGAGGCUCAGAGUAUCGUUCAGCUCCGUCGAUGGGGUCUACACUGGCUCACCUGCCUUGUUGAGACGUUUCAGCAGGCGACGUGGCGAUACGUGUACGAUAUGGAUCUUGUCUCGGUCCUAUGUGAGCAGGCCGAGCAGGCGUGCCCCGACGAACGGUACGAGGUUCUGCAAACGCUACAUUCACUCUGUGCAUCGCGGACCACUGUACCUUUGCCCCUGGAUCCGGCCAGUACGUACGUGCAGCGUAUGGCGAGUCUGUGCACCCAGGAACUACGUGCGUUUCUCGUGCAAACGCCUAUGGCGUGGCGUGUGCACGUCCCUCUGAAACGCGCUCGCGUAUUUGAAAGCGAUGCAGUGCUCCAUGCGGAGCGAGUGCCUCAAGAUGCGAUUCUGGUGAAGAGCGAUACAGAGCGCCUCUGUGUAGCGAUGGCCGCAUCUCUGCUAGCGGCGCUGCUCCCGAUGCUGGUAUCGAAUGCGGCGCCAGGCCAUCGUGAUGCUGCGCGCCUGGGAUUGCUGGCAUUGGUCGGCGUGACUGAGGCAUGGAUAGCCGCGCGGUUGGUCGAUGGGCAAUCAGCGUCGUCCAUGCAGGCGCUGCAGACGUGUAUCGCAUCCCUGACACAGUGCAUGGUCGAGGCACAUGGCGCGUUGAUCCCGCAUACGCUCCCGCGUGUGUACGCCAUGAUGCAACGUGGCCGAGCGCUCUCGCUCCCAUGGAUCCAAGCGGCGUGUGAUGAGAGUCUGACACGUCUUCGUCUUCUUCUUCGGCCACGUGUGCCCCCGCUGGUCGACGUGGUCGACUCCAGUGCGCUGGAAGAACGUGUGGAUGUCUUGGAUGCCCAGGACACGGUCCCCCUGCGUCUGGCCGGAUGGCGUGGCACGCAGACAGCGCGGGAGGAGUAUGCACAGCUACGACUGCCCUCGCCCUCGCCACCGCCGUUGGGCGUAGCAGCAGAGCCUGCGUCAGAGCCUGCCAGCGUGCAAGCCUCAAGGGAGGAAGGGGCUACGCCCGACGUGGCGCCGCCUCGGCCUGCGCAGGCUGUCGCCCCACCACGGCCUGUUGUGAUGCCGCCGUCGCUGCCGCCGCCGCCUGCCAGCGUGCCUGCGCCCCGCGCAAUGUCCAGCGAGCGUGUGGACGCUGAGGUGGAGAGGGCGGUGCCUGCGUUGGACAUGGAGGCUUCGGACGAGGAAGCGUUGCCUACGUUGCAUAUGGAGGCCUCGGACGAGGAGGAGGAUCCUAUGUAA